This is a messenger RNA of Polyodon spathula (Mississippi paddlefish), 3524 nucleotides long. Its product is annotated as GMP reductase 2-like. Gene Ontology annotation, molecular function: GMP reductase activity. The transcript has 9 exons. The coding region runs from base 122 to 1159 and encodes 345 amino acids. The record is from RefSeq and is a predicted model, not a curated record. NCBI's taxonomy places the organism in Eukaryota, Metazoa, Chordata, Actinopteri, Acipenseriformes, Polyodontidae. Gene Ontology annotation, cellular component: GMP reductase complex. Gene Ontology annotation, biological process: nucleotide metabolic process.
ACUAUCGAGAACCCCACGGGAGCGCGCUUCCUCCUAAUCGCACCUCCGCUUGACAACCUGCUGUUUACAGCAUUAGCAGCAAAGAACCUCUUGUCCGUCAGACCAGCUCCACUCGUGAAAGAUGCCGCGCAUUGAGAACGACAUCAAGCUGGACUUCAAAGAUGUGCUGCUUCGACCCAAAAGAAGCACACUGAAGUCACGCAGCGAGGUGAAUUUGACCCGCAGCUUCACGUUCCGGAACUCGAAGCAGUCCUACGAGGGCAUCCCAGUGAUCGCUGCCAACAUGGACACCGUGGGCACCUUCGAGAUGGCGCGGGCGCUGGGCAAGGUGCGAGGGCCCUUGGGUUACGCCACUCGGAGCCCAAGUCAUCAGUUCGAAACCUUCCAUUUUAUAUUGUUUAGUAAUAUAGCAGCGAGUUCAGGGACGGGUCAAGGAGAUUUCGAGCGCCUCUCUGAGAUCCUGUGUGCGGUGCCCCAGGUCCGCUACAUCUGUCUGGACGUUGCUAACGGUUACUCUGAACACUUUGUGCAGUAUGUGAAGGACGUCAGAGAGAGGUUCCCAGAGCACACCAUCAUAGCUGGCAAUGUUGUGACGGGGGAGAUGGUAGAAGAGCUCCUCCUCUCUGGAGCCGACAUCAUUAAAGUUGGCAUCGGACCAGGUUCGGUGUGCACGACGCGUAAGAAGACGGGGGUGGGGUACCCCCAGCUCAGCGCCGUCAUCGAGUGCGCAGACGCAGCACACGGCCUCAAUGGACACAUCAUCUCUGAUGGAGGCUGUACCUGCCCAGGCGAUGUAGCCAAAGCUUUUGGCGCAGGGGCUGAUUUCGUGAUGCUGGGGGGCAUGCUGGCGGGGCACUCGGAGAGCGGGGGCGAGAUGAUUGAGAAGGGGGGGCAGCAGUACAAGCUGUUCUAUGGUAUGAGCUCUGAGACGGCGAUGAAGAGGCACGCGGGAGGAGUCGCGGACUACAGGGCCUCUGAAGGUAAGACAGUGGAAGUCCCCUUCAAGGGUGAUGUGGAGCAUACCAUCAGGGACAUCCUGGGGGGGGUGCGCUCCACCUGCACCUACGUGGGAGCUUCCAAACUGAAAGAGUUGAGCCGCAGGACCACCUUCAUCCGAGUCACUGAGCAACUCAACACAGUGUUCGGAGCCAGCAACUAGACACCCCACCAACCCACACCCACACCUUCAUCCGAGUCACUGAGCAACUCAACACAGUGUUCGGAGCCAGCAACUAGACACCCCACCAACCCACACCCACACCUUCAUCCGAGUCACUGAGCAACUCAACACAGUGUUCGGAGCCAGCAACUAGACACCCCACCAACCCACACCCACACCUUCAUCCGAGUCACUGAGCAACUCAACACAGUGUUCGGAGCCAGCAACUAGACACCCCACCAACCCACACCCACACCUUCAUCCGAGUCACUGAGCAACUCAACACAGUGUUCGGAGCCAGCAACUAGACACCCCACCAACCCACACCCACACCUUCAUCCGAGUCACUGAGCAACUCAACACAGUGUUCGGAGCCAGCAACUAGACACCCCACCAACCCACACCCACACCUUCAUCCGAGUCACUGAGCAACUCAACACAGUGUUCGGAGCCAGCAACUAGACACCCCACCAACCCACACCCACACCUUCAUCCGAGUCACUGAGCAACUCAACACAGUGUUCGGAGCCAGCAACUAGACACCCCACCAACCCACACCCACACCUUCAUCCGAGUCACUGAGCAACUCAACACAGUGUUCGGAGCCAGCAACUAGACACCCCACCAACCCACACCCACACCCACACCUUCAUCCGAGUCACUGAGCAACUCAACACAGUGUUCGGAGCCAGCAACUAGACACCCCACCAACCCACACCCACACCUUCAUCCGAGUCACUGAGCAACUCAACACAGUGUUCGGAGCCAGCAACUAGACACCCCACCAACCCACACCCACACCCACACCUUCAUCCGAGUCACUGAGCAACUCAACACAGUGUUCGGAGCCAGCAACUAGACACCCCACCAACCCACACCCACACCUUCAUCCGAGUCACUGAGCAACUCAACACAGUGUUCGGAGCCAGCAACUAGACACCCCACCAACCCACACCCACACCCACACCUUCAUCCGAGUCACUGAGCAACUCAACACAGUGUUCGGAGCCAGCAACUAGACACCCCACCAACCCACACCCACACCUUCAUCCGAGUCACUGAGCAACUCAACACAGUGUUCGGAGCCAGCAACUAGACACCCCACCAACCCACACCCACACCCACAUCCGAGUCACUGAGCAACUCAACACAGUGUUCGGAGCCAGCAACUAGACACCCCACCAACCCACACCCACACCUUCGUCCGAGUCACUGAGCAACUCAACACAGUGUUCGGAGCCAGCAACUAGACACCCCACCAACCCACACCCACACCUUCAUCCGAGUCACUGAGCAACUCAACACAGUGUUCGGAGCCAGCAACUAGACACCCCACCAACCCACACCCACACCUUCAUCCGAGUCACUGAGCAACUCAACACAGUGUUCGGAGCCAGCAACUAGACACCCCACCAACCCACACCCACACCUUCGUCCGAGUCACUGAGCAACUCAACACAGUGUUCGGAGCCAGCAACUAGACACCCCACCAACCCACACCCACACCUUCAUCCGAGUCACUGAGCAACUCAACACAGUGUUCGGAGCCAGCAACUAGACACCCCACCAACCCACACCCACACCCACACCUUCAUCCGAGUCACUGAGCAACUCAACACAGUGUUCGGAGCCAGCAACUAGACACCCCGCCAACCCACACCCACACCUUCAUCCGAGUCACUGAGCAACUCAACACAGUGUUCGGAGCCAGCAACUAGACACCCCACCAACCCACACCCACACCUUCAUCCGAGUCACUGAGCAACUCAACACAGUGUUCGGAGCCAGCAACUAGACACCCCACCAACCCACACCCACACCUUCAUCCGAGUCACUGAGCAACUCAACACAGUGUUCGGAGCCAGCAACUAGACACCCCACCAACCCACACCCACACCUUCAUCCGAGUCACUGAGCAACUCAACACAGUGUUCGGAGCCAGCAACUAGACACCCCACCAACCCACACCCACACCUUCAUCCGAGUCACUGAGCAACUCAACACAGUGUUCGGAGCCAGCAACUAGACACCCCGCCAACCCUCACUGGUACCAGCACCAAGGCAUGCUGGGAGAUGUAGUUUUUUUUUAACAGACUUCAAUAUAAACUAUAGCAAAGCAACACUCACUGCAGUCGCACCUCUGUAAAGAACUACAACUCCCAUCAACCCUCCCUGGUACUGCCAGCACCGAGGCAUGCUGGGAGAUGUAGUUUUUUUUUUUAACAGACUUCAAUAUAAACUAUAGCAAAGCAACACUCACUGCCAUUGCGCCUCUGUAAAGAACUACAGCUCCCAUCAACCCUUGCUGGUACUGCCAGCACCGAGGCAUGCUGGGAGAUGUAGUUUUUACAGUGAUCCUCUCUGU